This is a messenger RNA of Conger conger (European conger), 1112 nucleotides long. RefSeq names its product POP4 homolog, ribonuclease P/MRP subunit (gene pop4). The transcript is spliced from 7 exons. The coding region runs from base 88 to 750 and encodes 220 amino acids. Gene Ontology annotation, biological process: rRNA processing; tRNA 5'-leader removal. Gene Ontology annotation, cellular component: ribonuclease MRP complex; ribonuclease P complex. Gene Ontology annotation, molecular function: ribonuclease P RNA binding. The record is from RefSeq and is a predicted model, not a curated record. NCBI's taxonomy places the organism in Eukaryota, Metazoa, Chordata, Actinopteri, Anguilliformes, Congridae.
AUUCGAGUCUGAUCAGGAAAAGUAACGGAGCAUAAAUAUCACGUGUUGGGUUCGGCGUUCUCGUUCUGAAGCCUUUCUGAAAACGCCAUGGAGCGAAUUCUUCACUCUCGUUUACCAGAAGAUCAGAAAAAACUUAUUGGACUUCAGUCUCAAGAUGGCAGAGAGGCAGAGGCAUUCACAAACGCCUUUCUAAAGAACAGUAUUCCCGGCCUCAGCAAGGAGGCCAUUAAUCAGUUCAUGGACCGGAAGGCUGUUGUCCUAGAGUACCCCAGAAAGAAAAAGGAGAAGCCAAUAAAGAAGAGGUCUAAAGGACUAAAUGCCAAGCAGAGAAGAGAGAUGAAGAUCUUUCAACUGAAACCAGAGCACCAGAGGUAUGAACUGUUCUUGCCACUCCAUGAGCUGUGGAAGCAGUACAUACGAGACCUGUGUAACGGACUAAGACCUGACAGCAAUCCACAGUUAAUUCAACAGAAACUCCUGAAAGCUGAUUUUCAUGGAGCUAUAAUCACAGUGGAAAAAUCCAAAUGCCCGUCAUACGUGGGCACGACGGGAAUCCUGGUCCAAGAGAUGAAGCACAUUUUCAAAAUCAUCACCAAAGAGGACAAACUGAAAGUCAUCCCCAAGCGCAACAGCGUGUUUGCUGUGGAAAUCGACGGAUUCACCUCCCAUAUCUACGGCAGCAAGUUCCAGCUGAAAUCCAGCGAGAGGUCGGCUAAGAAGUUUAAAGCGAAGGGAACCAUAGAUCUCUAAGGGAGACAAAUGGUGCCAAUGUCUCAUCCAGUUAAAAUGGGCCAGGAAAUGUCAUUUGUUAUUUCUUUUUGUUUUAUAAGCAUGAUGUGUAUUUAAUUGAUUAUUGUCAUUUUAUUGAUAUAUGAACAUGUAAUGCAUAAUUUCUAUAUAUUUUUUUACAUUUCUUUAAAGACAUUCUUCAUGUUAUGGAGUUCUAAAAUAUUAUUUUAAGUUUUGGUGUAUAUUUUCAUUUAGACCCAACCAUUGUUCUGUGCAAUGAUAUUUGGUUGUGCAGUUCAUUGACUCAUUGACAGAGGCAUCAACGGGUUUGGUUUAAAAAAGCAAUAAAAUAUAAGCAACACCAAAAUGGCUUGCACAGUGAA